This is a messenger RNA of Pezoporus occidentalis (night parrot), 2630 nucleotides long. It is a transcript of the gene APOBEC1, whose product is annotated as apolipoprotein B mRNA editing enzyme catalytic subunit 1. Gene Ontology annotation, molecular function: cytidine deaminase activity; RNA binding; zinc ion binding. Gene Ontology annotation, cellular component: nucleus; cytoplasm. The record is from RefSeq and is a predicted model, not a curated record. NCBI's taxonomy places the organism in Eukaryota, Metazoa, Chordata, Aves, Psittaciformes, Psittacidae. The transcript is spliced from 5 exons. Bases 1592 to 2179 code for a protein of 195 amino acids. Gene Ontology annotation, biological process: cytidine to uridine editing.
GGAAUCAACUAAUGCAGCCACUAGGAAUGAACAAUUCUGUGUUGUGAUGUGAUUGGUGACCUUGCAGCUGAAGAGGCCCUGAAGGCCGAUGCUUUGCUGCCCCAUGACCUGCCAUGACUAGAUUUCUCCACAGAUAGUCUGUCCAGUGCCUGAAACCCUCCUCCCUCUGUACUCCAGCAUUCAUGUUCACUUCUCUUUGUUCUGACCUUGCAGGAAACUGAGUAUUUUUGACAAUAGAAUGUUGAGGGCUUGCCUCUGAGAAUGCAAAUAAAUCACACCCUUAGCUUUACAAUCCCAAGCCAGACUUGGCAUUGAGGAAGGCAAUGGCUUUGUCCUCAGGGAGUGCACAUUACCUGACGAUGGCUCACCAAGGAUCCACUUCUGCAGCUUGCAUCAGGCCACAAAAUAAUUGUGUCACAAAACCAGAGUAAACUGUAAAUGAUAAAGACUGAGCACAAUCAUACCUAGAUACGCCAUAUCUUUGUAAACCCCUUGUUCUGCAACCCAGUUUUGGGUGUAUCAGUAAGAGAAAAGCUUCUCACCAGCAACUAGCAUUGUUUUACUCAUUUUCAGAUUAAAGAGGAAAUACUUUUUGCUGCACCUUGUGUGAGUUAUGGAAUAGAUCACAGGAAGGUGUUACCCAAUUCAUAACGCUGAGCAGAUUUCUCAGGGCACUGGAAAAAGCCUAUUCUUUUUACAUCAGGGCACUGCUCUGUCAUGACCAAUAGCUUCUGCAGGUACUUACCAGCUGGCUCAGGUCUUGCUGUCAGGGUGCCCACAUGAAUACAGUCCUCUUCUCAGUUGUGAAGUUUCGUAAGUACCUGGGUGUCUGCACAGAACAAGCUCUUCACUGCCAUAGAUCUCCUGGAUGCUGGACAGCUUGCUUAGAGUUGGCCUGAAAGUGUCUGCCUAGUAGCUGACCACAAUGUGGUCCUCACCCACAUUGAGGGUUUUCCUUGCCCUCAUGAGGACCCCUGUUCAAGGGUGUAUGAGUGGCCCUUGAAACUUCAGAGGAUGGUCCCAUGAAGGGAAAUGGCAGUAACCAUCACCACCUGCAGGAGACCCACAGAAUCACCAGCUUUUGCAGAUGUCUUCUGUUUCCUUCUCUCCGCCGGGUUCUGCCCAACUUGCUGUCAAUACCUGGAUGCCAUAAAAGUUAUCAUCUGCCAUGCCCCGGCUCUGUGACUUGAUGCCAUUUAUGUAGAUGUUCUUCCUCUCUUGGUGCACUGGGGUGACUAGAGAAGCGACGCUUUUCUAUCCUGGGGCUAGUGAUAAUGAAGAGACAGAAUUUCUGUUCUUCACUGCAAAAAAAGCAACUCACCUCUUAAUUCCAGCUCCUGGCAGGCAUGCUUGUCUACAACCCAGAUCCACUUUCGAGUGGGACUCACCCUCUUUUGGAGAACUUACUUUCAGUUUCACCCAGUGGGGUGGUUUGUUUGGAUGAAAGCAAGUCACGAUGAGGAAAUAUUCAGCUGAAUAACAUCGCUAACAUCCAAAGUUCAGCCUUGGGGAAUAGAAACUGAAAAUCAACAUAAGAUUAAUAAAAGGACAUCCAUCACCCAAGAGACGACAGACCAAUCUGGAAACAUCCAUGGCUGCUGUCACUAAUAGAGAUCCUGCACCCAGACAGAACAACCAAAGCAGGUGGAAGAUACAGCCAGAGGACUUCAAAAGAAAUUAUUUGCCUAACCGACAUCCAAAGGUGGUGUGCCUGCUGUAUGAAAUCAGGUGGAGCAGAGGUACCGUCUGGAGGAACUGGUGCUCAAACACUUCCACCCAACACGCUGAAGUCAACUUCUUGGAAAACUGUUUCAAGGCCAAUCCAUCAGUUUCUUGCUCCAUUACCUGGGUCCUAUCUACUACACCCUGCGGGAAAUGUUCCAGAAGAAUUCUGGAUUUCCUGAGUGGAUACCCCAAUGUGACCUUGAAAAUAUAUGCAGCCAAGCUGUUCAAGCAUCUGGAUAACCGUAACCGGCAAGGUCUCUGGAACCUGGCAAAUAAUAGAGUCAAUAUACGUAUCAUGAAUUUUGCAGAUUACAAUUACUACUGGAAAAGAUUUGUUGCAUACCAAGAUGGAGAAGAUGAUUAUUGGCCCUGGAGUUUCGCUCCAUACAUCUUUCUGAAUUGGACAGAGCUCUGUCAUAUCCUUUUGGGACUUCCUCCAAUGCUGUCAAACUGAAUACUAACAAGCAGCAGCAGCAUGCCUCCGACAGUAUUUUCUGCUGCAGCCUUCAACUAUGAGCCUCAAACUACUACCAGAGAAAGCUCUCAUCAAUGGCUGGGCUUUGCCACUAUUUGACACAGCAGAAGGAGCAUAUGAGAAACCAUCAGAAAGUCUGCAUGAGGCUGCAGGACAGGGUACUCUGUUACAGAGAGUAACACCUUUCAUGUUCUGAUCUGAUCCAAAGAAGUAAUCAAUCAGAACAAUGCAUUCUGAUUUUGAGAAUUUCUUAUGAAUCUCACUUAUAUGGCUAUGUGUAUAACGUUUCAGAAAAUACACCAUACUAUUACAGUAUUUAUGUAAUAUUGUUACAUUAUUGCUUUUAUUAAUGUCUAAUACAUUAAUAUUAUUAAGGAUUAUAUUGCUUCAUUUUAAGGGUUUAUUUUCCCCAUUUUUAUGACUUUAGAAA